GUCUGAUGCAGAUGUGCAACAAGAAGAUAUCUUUCAAGCCAUCAGAAAUAAUGAUUUGCCAAAAGUCCAAAGUCUGCUCAACUCCUGCAGUGUUCAUUUAUUAAAUAUUGUGGAUAAAUCCAAUAAAAACAAUACACCUCUGCAUUAUGCCGUAGAAGAGAACAGAUAUGAAAUAGUCCAGGAACUAUUAUUGGAAAAGUCGAGAACAAAUAUAAACGCGCAGAAUGACGAUGGUGAUACUGCCCUGCACGUUGGCGCCAAGAAGAACUCUGAUCGGCUGAUGUAUUUGCUCCUCAAAAAAGGAGCAAUCUGCGAUGCUGUCAACAAGGAUGGUAAAACAUUUCUGGAUGUUGUCAGGAUAUUGGCAACCCAAACGGGUUUCUGCAAAAGCAAGGACAAAAUUGAAAAAAGCAUGGAUAAAUCUAACCAACCGCAACCAUCUGGAAUAGUUACAGGGCAAAGCGAAGAGCAGAAAAUGCAAGAAGUUGAUAAAAAGGAUACAAAUCAUGUAGUCCAUAACAAAAAAACAAAUAGUAUCUCCACCUUUAUUAGACAGAAAUGCUAAAAUAAACAAUAUUACCAAUAAAAACUGGUCUCUUCUGCACGUUGCGGCACACAACGGAGAAAUAGCAAGGGUUCGAUACUUAGUAGGCCUUGGUGCCAAAAUAGAUGCCAAAAGUGAUGACAAGUUGACACCACUCCAUUUUGCUGCUAUGAAUGGAUUUAAAGAUGUGGUUCAACUACUGAUAGACAAAGGAGCGAAUAUUGAAGCUAUCGACGAUAAACGACGGACGCCAUUAUAUGUCGCAUCUCAAAAUGGUCACUUGGAGGUAGUGCAGUUUCUGAUUAGUAAAGGUGCUAAUGUUCAUGCCGCUAAUGAUACAAAUUGGACACCCUUGCACAUCGCAUCCGGAGAAGGUCACUCGGUAGUAGUGAAGUUUUUGAUUAGUAAAGGCGCCAAUGUCAAUGCAGCUUAUAACACAAACUGGACUCCAUUGCACUUUGCAUCUCGAAAUGGUCGCUUGGAGGUAGUGCAGUUUUUGAUUAGUAAAGGCGCAAAUAUCAAUGCUAUUGAAGAAAAAAAUUGGACACCAUUGCACAUCGCAUCUGAAAAUGGCCACUUGGAAGUAGUGCAGUAUCUAAUUAGUGAAGGCGUAAAUGUCAAUGUUGUUGAAGAGGAAAAUUUGACUCCAUUGCACGUUGCAUCUCAUAAUGGUCACUUGGAGGUAGUGCAGUUUCUGAUAAGUAAAGGCGCCAAUGUCAAUGCCGUUGAUAACACAAAUUGGACUCCAUUGCACAUCGCAUCUGGAAAUGGCCACUUGGAGGUAGUGCAGUUUCUAAUUAGGGAAGGCGUAAAUGUCAAUGUUGUUGAAGUGGAAAAUUUGACUCCAUUGCACGUUGCAUCUCAUAAUGGUCACUUGGAGGUAGUGCAGUUUCUGAUAAGUAAAGGCGCCAAUGUCAAUGCCGUCGAUAACAUAAAUUGGACUCCAUUGUACAUCGCAUCCAGAAAAGGUCACUCGGAGGUGGUGCAGUUUCUGAUUAGGAAAGGCGCCAAUAUCAAUGCCGCUAAUAACACAAAUUGGACUUCAUUGCACAUUGCAUCUCGAAAUGGUCACUUGGAGGUAGUGCAACUUCUGAUUAGUGAAGGCGCCAAUGAUAACGCUGUUACUGAUGAAUAUGAGACUCCGUUGCACAUUGCAUCUAGAAAUGGUCACUUGAGGGUAGUGCAGUAUUUGAUCAGUAAAGGCGCAAAUGUUAAUGCUGUUGAAGAGGAAAAUUUGACUCCGUUGCACAUCGCAUCUCAAAAUGGUCACUUGGAGGUGGUGCAGUUUCUGAUUAGUAAAUGCGCCAAUGUCAAUACCGCUGAUAAAACAAAUUGGACUCCAUUGCACUUUGCAUCUCGAAAUGGUCACUUGGAGGUAGUGCAGUUUUUGAUUAGCAAAGGCGCUUAUGUUAACUCUGCCGAUUGGUUGAAAGAAACACCAUUGUACAAAGCAGUUCAAAAUGAUCACUUUGAUGUAGCCCAAGAAUUAAUUACUAAAGGCGCCAAUGUCUAUACUGUUAUUGAACAAAACCAGACUCAACUGUACAUUGCAUCUCAAAAGGGUCACUUGAAGGUAGUGCAGUUUCUGAUUAGUGAAGGCACCAAUGUCAAUGCUGUUGAAGAGGAAAAUUGGACUCCCUUGUACAUCGCAUCCGGAGAAGGUCACUUUGAGGUAGUAAAGUUCCUGAUUAGUAAAGGCGCCAAUAUCAAUGCCGCCAAUAACAUAAACUGGACUUCAUUGCACAUUGCAUCUCGAAAUGGUCACUUGGAGGUAGUGCAGCUUCUGAUUAGUGAAGGCGCCAAUGAUAACGCUGUUACUGAUGAAUAUGAGACUCCGUUGCACAUUGCAUCUAGAAAUGGUCACUUGAGGGUAGUGCAGUAUUUGAUCAGUAAAGGCGCAAAUGUCAAUGCUGUUGAAGAGAAAAAUUGGACACCAUUGCACAUCGCAUCUCAAAAUGGUCACUUGGAGGUGGUGCAGUUUCUGAUUAGUAAAUGCGCCAAUGUCAAUACCGCUGAUAAAACAAAUUGGACUCCAUUGCACUUUGCAUCUCGAAAUGGUCACUUGGAGGUAGUGCAGUUUUUGAUUAGCAAAGGCGCUUAUGUUAACUCUGCUGAUUGGUUGAAAGAAACACCAUUGUACAAAGCAGUUCAAAAUGAUCACUUUGAUGUAGCCCAAGAAUUAAUUACUAAAGGCGCCAAUGUCUAUACUGUUAUUGAACAAAACCAGACUCAACUGUACAUUGCAUCUCAAAAGGGUCACUUGAAGGUAGUGCAGUUUCUGAUUAGUGAAGGCACCAAUGUCAAUGCUGUUGAAGAGGAAAAUUGGACUCCCUUGUACAUCGCAUCCGGAGAAGGUCACUUUGAGGUAGUAAAGUUCCUGAUUAGUAAAGGCGCCAAUAUCAAUGCCGCCAAUAACAUAAACUGGACUUCAUUGCACAUUGCAUCUCGAAAUGGUCACUUGGAGGUAGUGCAGCUUCUGAUUAGUGAAGGCGCCAAUGAUAACGCUAUUACUGAAAAAUAUGAGACUCCGUUGCACAUUGCAUCUAGAAAUGGUCACUUGAGGGUAGUGCAGUAUUUGAUCAGUAAAGGCGCAAAUGUCAAUGCUGUUGAAGAGAAAAAUUGGACACCAUUGCACAUCGCAUCUGAAAAUGGCCAUUUGGAGCUAGUGCAGUUUCUGAUUAGUGAAGGCGCCAAUGUCAAUGCUGUUGGAGAGGAAAAUUGGACUCCCUUGUACAUCGCAUCCGGAGAAGGUCACUUUGAGGUAGUAAAGUUCCUGAUUAGUAAAGGCGCCAAUAUCAAUGCCGCCAAUAACACAAAUUGGACUUCAUUGCACAUUGCAUCUCGAAAUGGUCACUUGGAGGUAGUGCAGCUUCUGAUUAGUGAAGGAGCCAAUGAUAACGCUGUUACUGAAAAAUAUGAGACUCCGUUGCACAUUGCAUCUAGAAAUGGUCACUUGAGGGUAGUGCAGUUUUUGAUUAGUGAAGGCGCCAAUGUCAAUGCCGCUGAUAACACAAAUUGGACUUCAUUGCACAUUGCAUCUCAAAAUGGUCACUUGGAGGCGGUGCAGUAUCUUAUUAGUAAAGGCGCCAAUGUCAAUGCCGUUGAUAACACAAAUUGGACUCCAUUGCACAUCGCAUCUCAAAAUGGUCACUUGGCGGUAGUGCAGUUUUUGAUUAGUAAAGGCGCCAAUGUCAAUGCCGCUGAUAACACAAAUUGGACUUCAUUGCACAUUGCAUCUCAAAAUGGUCACUUGGAAGUAGUGCAAUUUCUGAUUAGUAAAGGCGCCAAUGUCAAUGCCGCUAAUAAUACAAAUUGGACUUCCUUGCACAUCGCAUCUGAAAAUGGCCACUUGGAGGUAGUGCAGUUUCUGAUUAGCAAAGGCGCUGAUGUUAACUCUGCUGAUUGGUUGAAAGAAACACCAUUGUACAAAGCAGUUCAAAAUGAUCACUUUGAUGUAGCCCAAGAAUUAAUUACUAAAUGCGCCAAUGUUUAUACUGUUAAUGAACAAAACCAGACUCAACUGUACAUUGCAUCUCAAAAGGGUCACUUGAAGGUAGUGCAGUUUCUGAUUAGUGAAGGCGCAAAUGUCAAUGCUGUUGAAGAGCAAAAUUGGACUCCAUUGCAUAUCGCAUCUAAAAAUGGCCACUUGGAGUUAGUUCAGUUUCUAAUUAGUAAAGGCGCCAAUGUCAAUGCUGUUGAUAACAUAAAUUGGACUCCAUUGCACAUUGCAUCUCAAAAUGGUCACUUGGAGUUAGUGCGGUUUCUGAUUAGUAAAGGCACCAAUAUCAAUGCCGCUGAUAAAACAAAUUGGACUCCAUUGCACAUCGCAUCUUAUAAUGGUCACUUAAAGGUAGUGCAGUUUCUGAUUAGUAAAGGCGCCAAUGUCAAUGCCGUUAAUAACACAAAUUGGACUCCAUUGCACAGUGCAUCUGAAAAAGGUCACUGGAAGGUAGUGCAGGUUCUGAUUAGUAAAGGCGCCAAUGUCAAUGCCGUUAAUAACACAAAUUGGACUCCAUUGCACAGUGCAUCUGAAAAAGGUCACAGGAAGAUAGUGCAGGUUCUGAUUAGUAAAGGCGCCAAUGUCAAUGCCGUUAAUAACACAAAUUGGACUCCAUUGCACAGUGCAUCUGAAAAAGGUCACAGGAAGGUAGUGCAGGUUCUGAUUAGUAAAGGCGCCAAUGUCAAUGCCGUUAAUAACACAAAGUGGACUCCAUUGCACAGCGCAUCUGAAAAAGGUCACUUGGAAGUAGUGCAGUUUUUGAUUAGUAAAGGCGCGAUUGUAAAUAUUUUCAAUUCAUAUAAGUGGACCCCCCUGCACUGGGCAACCUAUAAUGGUCACAAAAAUGUCGUCCAACUAUUAAUAAAGAAAGGCGCAAUUACUAAUGUAGCAGAUGCCAAUGACAACACGCCGAUGGACUUUGCUGUUGAAAGAGGAUAUAAAGAAAUUGUUGAGCUACUACAUAAUAUAAAUGCAGAGUCAACAAUGGCAAAUAAUCAUCCAACGUCUACUGCAAAAGUGCAACAGGAAGUUAUCUUCCAGGCGAUCAGAGACCACGAUUUAUCAAAGGUCCAAAGUAUGCUCAACUCUUGCUGCAUAGAACCCAAGAGCAUUAGAGACAGUGCCAAAAAGAACAAUACUCUACUUCAUUGCGCCGUGGAAGAAAACUCAGAAAAAAUAGUUCAGGAAUUGCUACUGAAAAAGUGGAAAUUAAAAUUAAAUGAGCAGAAUGACGAUGGUGACACUGCUCUGCACAUUUGCGCCAAAAAGAACUCUGAUCGACUAAUACAUUUGCUCCUGAAAAAAAGAGCAUUCAGCGAUAUUGUCAACAAGAAGGGCAUGACAUUUCUAGAUAUUGUCAAAAGAUCGGAGGAUCAAACGGAAAUCCACAAAUCCAUCCGCCAUGUUGUGAAUGGCUUUGAUAAAUCUAACCAACCGGGGCCAUCUGGUGGAGUUACAGGUAAAACGCAGGAAAUAACAAUAUGUGAUCAAAAGGAAAUUGCUAAGGAUACUAAUGUCAACAGUAACGAAGCAUCAAAAUGGACUCAAUUGCACGAUGACGCUGAAAAAGGCGAAUUACAAGGGGUGAAGUAUCUGAUUAGAAGAAGUGGCUUCGACGUCAAUGUCGCUACUGAAGACAAAAGGACACCAUUGCAUAUUGCAUCUCAAAAUGGCCACUUAAAAGUAGUCCAGUAUUUAAUUAGUAAAGGUGCCAAUGUAAAUGCCGCUAACGCAAAGAGGGAGACUCCAUUGCACAAUGCAGCUGAAAAUGGUCACUUGCAUAUAGCGCAAUUUCUGAUUAGUCAAGGUGCUGAAACAAAUGCCUAUGACGAGAAAAUGUGGACUCCAUUGCACAAGGCAUCUCAAAAAGGUCACUUGUCAGUUGUGCAGUAUCUAAUUAGUAAAGGCGCCGAUGUCAAUGCUUUUACUAUAACAUCUGAUUUUCCAUUGCAUCUUGCAGUAGAGAAUGAUCACUUAGAUAUUGUUCAGAUCCUAAUUAGUAAUGGCGCCAAAAUCAUAGGUAAUAAUCAAUGUUGGACUCCACUGCACUUAGCGGCCGAUAAAGGCUACUUGAAUGUUGUCAACUAUUUGAUAGCAAAAGGCGCCAGAGUUGAUGCUCGAGCUAGAACAAUUGUGUCUGAUUAG
Ctenocephalides felis (cat flea) is the source of this 6188-nucleotide messenger RNA. RefSeq names its product serine/threonine-protein phosphatase 6 regulatory ankyrin repeat subunit A-like. The coding region runs from base 714 to 6188 and encodes 1824 amino acids. Lineage: Eukaryota; Metazoa; Arthropoda; Insecta; Siphonaptera; Pulicidae. Gene Ontology annotation, molecular function: protein binding. The record is from RefSeq and is a predicted model, not a curated record. The transcript is spliced from 6 exons.